Molecule: messenger RNA, 1995 nt
Organism: Cinara cedri
Lineage: Eukaryota; Metazoa; Arthropoda; Insecta; Hemiptera; Aphididae
Source: the annotation of a GenBank genome assembly
AUCGGAAACAAUCGUUAACCAUCGUAUGCCGUCACCGUACAAUUCUGUACGCCGCGCGAUGUCAUCGUGGCACCGUCGUUGUGUAUACGGUGAGUUAUAAUAUAUAUAAUAUAUAUAAUACCUAUCGCCAAAUAAAUCAUAAUAUACACGCAUUCCUAUACUAUUUCAGUCAAAUUAACGGGCAACAUAGAAAAAUUACAUUACUUAAAAGAUAAUUGUAGCGUUUAUUCAAAUUAAAACAGAGCAUUUAUACGAGAAUAUAUGUGUACGCGGUAGGACCGUUAAAAAAAAAUGUUAUCGAUAUUUUGUUCUCUACGUAUAUUGUACAUCAUGUGUAUCGGUAGUAGCGAGAUUGACAGGUGGGUGAGUGGAUAAAAUGGUACCGAUAAUCGGGAAAGGAACACAUGCGCAAAAACAGACGAAUUUUCGUCCGCUACUGUGUAUGCUCUUAAGUUGGAAAGGGUAUGAUUAUACUAUACUAAAAUAAUUGUGAAUCGUGUCAAAAAAAAAGAGCAUAACCAAGAAAGGGUUGGUUGCAAAACCAAUUUUAUCUUCUAAAAUUAAUUCUCGCCGUCAGAUAAACUUUAUAGAUAUACAAGUACAAUGAAUAUAAGUUUAUAUUGGUUUACCAGGACCAUUUUACAAAAUAUGUACUAGGUACUUCAUUUGUUAAAACAAAAACAUACCGAAGAAAUAGCAUACGUAUUACUAGAUAUUUUCACAACUUUCGGAACAUCAGCAAUUUUACAAUUUGAUAAUGGUUGAGAAUUUCAAAUCAGAUUGUAACUGAAAUAUGUGCAAUAUAUUCAGAACUAGUUAAUAAGUUCUUAAUAAACCUCGUCACUAACAGAGCCGUACGAGCUAACCAGGAUAUUGAAAAUAUCAUUGCUACUUAAUUGCAACAAGAUUACCGUAAUAAAUAUAGGACUGAGGAAAUACAAUUUAUCUGUAUAAUCAUCUAUUUCUUUGUAGAAUUAUUUGGAUUUGAUGUAACUUUAUGAGAUACUUCACUGCUAUUUAGUGUUAUAAUAACGGCUAUUUGCCAUUUGGAGCUUUCGGUUUAAACAACAUUACUCCUUUAAUAUCCGGGGUAUAGGCAAUUCAAACGACACAAUACCAUGACACUCAUUUUUUAUCGAAACUGUCCCCAGACUGAGGUCCCCUAAUUUCACAAAAGUAAAUUAAAUAAUUAGUAUCCAGUUAGUAUCAUCGUAAACUCGUAAACAUACUUAUCAAUCGUCCAGAAAUCAAAAUUAGGCGCUUAUAAUUGUUAAUUUUAAUAUUGAAAAAUUAAAAAACUGAAAUGAUUUUUUAAUUUCCAAAACACCCAAUCCAAAUAUGCAAUUGGAUACUCUAAAUAUUUUUUUACUCAAGUUAUAAUGAUUGUAAUGAAGCGUUUGUUUUAUUCUAUCAUUAAUUUUCUGAACUUAAUACUUUAUACUUCUUUUUCACCUUUCAAAUUAAUGUUGUAGAGCAAAUUCUUAGCUACACGACUCCAUAAUUGAUGUUUGCAGCUAGUUAGAACUGCAUCGUAUGAAUAUUAAAUGCAAUCUUUGACAGAUAUUAAAAUCUACCUAUCAUUUUUAGAUUAUAUGAAGUAUAAAUUGUGAUAAGAUACAUGUAAACGUGUUAGUAUUUCAGCAUUUGGCUUGUACAUUUGCCCAGUAUAGCUUAUGGUGUAUUUAGACAUUAAAUAUUAAACUCUAAACAUUACUUCAAACUGAUCAAGUUAAUUACUUUGGUCUCAUUUUUUACAAACGCCUUACUUGGAAACACCACAUUACCGAUAAAUGUAUACAAUUAAAUUCUAGACUUCAUUUACUUUGUCCUCUCCUACGUUCAAAACUUAAUAUCAAAUCCAAAAUUAUUUUAUACAAAACUUUACUCUUCCCUUUAUGGUAUCCGAAUCUGGGGCUGUGCUGCUCCUUAUAGCAUUAAAAAAAUCCAAUCGUUUCAAUCCAUUUGUCUAUGUAUAGUAUACAAUACGUAUACAAU